This is a messenger RNA of Eurytemora carolleeae, 1688 nucleotides long. RefSeq lists its product as uncharacterized. Bases 87 to 1313 code for a protein of 408 amino acids. The transcript is spliced from 11 exons. The record is from RefSeq and is a predicted model, not a curated record. NCBI's taxonomy places the organism in Eukaryota, Metazoa, Arthropoda, Copepoda, Calanoida, Temoridae.
AAAAGAUUAAUUUCUCUAGAUGAACAUGAAUAAAAAGGAUUAAUUUCUCUAGAUGAACAUGAAUAAAAAAAGAUUAAUUUCUCUAGAUGAACAUGAAUAAAAAAAGAUCAACCAGUUUUUGUAAUCCUGAUGCACAACUGACAGUGAAUUUGCCAAAGAGAUCACAAUCCUUCCGAUCUUGUUUAAAGAAAGAACCAACCCCAGAUCAGGAAUCAAGACCGAGUUCCCGUAAAAAUAGUGGGUCUAAGGCAGUAAUGUUCAGUGAUGAAAUUGGAGAAUCUUUAGUUAUGGUGAACAAGUACGAUGUAAGAGAUCCAUUGUGUGAAGGACAAGAUAGGGUUGUUCAUUUAGAACCUGAUAUAUUUAAAGAUAAAACUAAAUCUCCGUCCCCUAGACGAGAGUUUGUGGAGAAUAUCCGACCCUUCAGUAAUCCCAGGGUGACCAAAUCUCAAAGUUUCAAUACGGGUGUGCUUCGGCCUAGAAUGAUCCGUUGCAAUCCUCCUCCAAAUUCUCCCCACGCAUCAAGUCCCUGCCUUUCUCCUACUUUAAGAAGAGCAGAUAUGGUCCCAAAUAUAACAUUAACUCUGCCCUUAGACGAUAUGCUUUCAGAUAUUGAAGAUAACGUAGAUGAGGAGUCAGAAAAUAUGGAGAGUCAAGAUGAACCGUCGAAUCUAGUUAAACUCCAAAAUUGUGACUACGUGGUAAAAACCAAAAGACAACUUGUUGCUGAAAGAAGGAUUGGAGGACUACAACUUAUUGAAUCUAUGACUGAAAGCAUUAUGCAGGAUUCCUUGGUUCAAGCAAAGAAGCUUGAGAAUAAAAAUAAAGAGUUGGAAUGCCUAGCAGACAACUAUGCAUCAAAGCACCCGGAGCAUGUAUCUAACAAACCGUCUGAGCACGGGAUGGAGUCUUAUAUUGAAGAAUCAAAUGCUGAAUCUAACAUCAAUAAGUGUGAUACAACUGCUGAAUUAUCAGUGCACAAGAAAACUGAUCAACUAGCAUCGGUAUCAUCUAGUUUACCCGUAAUGUUGGAGAAAUCAACAAAUGCUGAAAUUAACAAUAAAGACUUGACUAAGACUAAGGACAAUGAUCAUGAUGACCUUCCGUCUGCCGAUACAUUGAUUCAAUUUGAUAUUGAUCAAAAUAUGUUGUCAGGUGAAGAAAUUAGAAUCAAGCAGAAUUCAGAUUCAGAAGUUUCUAUUGAUGAUAUUAAAGUGAAAUCUAGCCGGGGUUCCCCUAUAUUUCUACCAUCUUUGCAUAGGGCUGCCCCGCCUCCUCCUAGAACUGCCCCGCCUCCUCUACCCUCUGUCUAGUAAAUUCAAAAUAAUGUUAAAUUUUAAUUUUCAUUAAAACCAAAUUAAUCAAAAUAACGCUGAUCGAAAUGUGUCCAGAAAAUGAUGAUGCAUCAGUUUUGAUGCUAUUAAAAUCGUUGAAACAUUACUUUUUAAACACAUUUAUUUACACUCUAUGUUAAUAAACUUCGUUAUUUUCGUAAAGUAAAUAUAAAAUAAAACGUUAAAUUUUGGUCAAUUCGAAAAAUUGCAAAAUUUUUGUAAAAAUGGUGUAAAAUUUCAGGUAUUGUAAACUUAAUUUAAACACUAAACAUGUAAGUAAAAUAAGUUAAUAUAUUCAUUUUUGAAUAUUGUAUAUUAAUAAUUUUUUUUCUAGAAUAUAUAUAGACCAUCCCC